Molecule: messenger RNA, 320 nt
Organism: Eurypyga helias (sunbittern)
Lineage: Eukaryota; Metazoa; Chordata; Aves; Eurypygiformes; Eurypygidae
Gene: FAM162B
Product: family with sequence similarity 162, member B
Exons: 3
Source: RefSeq, a predicted model, not a curated record
CCGAGCAGGCUCACAAGGUGGUUGCGAGUUACAAACCCUCCAAGUUCGACAAAAAAAUCCUCCUCUGGACUGGACGUUUCAAGACAGAAGAAGAGAUUCCUCUGAGGAUCCCGCCAGAGAUGCUAGACAGGGCCCGAAACAAAGCGCGAGUUAAAGCGUGUUACAUCAUGAUUGGCCUCUCAAUCGUCGCUUGCUUCGCGGUGAUCGCCUCGGCUAAGAAGGCUGCCGCGCGUCACGAGUCCCUCACCAGCUGGAACCUGGCGAAGAAGGCCAAGUGGCGGGAAGAGGCCGCACUCGCCGUGGAGUCGAAGACAAAGUAA